CACAGACAUGACGCAAUGACAGCGCACCAUCCUCAGCAGACUAUAUCCGCCAGCAGUCGACUGAAACUUGUCAUAUCAGGAGACCAACGCUGAGCCUCGAAAAUGAUCCGAAUAAGCAACACAGACUACUGCCACUUCCUGGGGCAAGCAAACCUCUUACGUCAAGCUGGUUCAAUGUGUGACGCUAUUAUCUCAGUAAAAGGUCAAAAAUUCCAGGCCCAUCGUCUGGUGCUCGCCUGUGCUAGCAGGGCGUUGGCCCAGCAGCUUCUGCGUAGCGACUCAGAUCCGUCGCUCUGCACAGUAGAUUACGUCUCCUCUCAUACCUUUCAGCAAGUGCUGGACUUCACCUACAGCCAGGCGGUGGAGGUGUCGAUGGGCGACCUCCGCCUCUUGCUGAGAGCUGCCCAUCACCUGGAGAUGCCGCAGCUUCUGGAGCAGUGCCGCAGGAACCUGGACUCGCUCCACAGAACUGAGGAGGACCAGAGGAAAUUCAGCUCAAAUGCAAUUGAGGCGGGAGGUGACGAUCACAAAGAAAAGCAAGACCGAGGCAACAGUUUAAAAGCGAACAAGAAGAACGCUGGUGACGCUUUCCCAGCCACGUCCCCUGUCAGAAACCCUGAACUAUCACAAGGUGCCAUCCCUCCUCUGAGCAACCCGCCCUACGUCCCCCCAUCUUGGACUUUCUCUCCAAGCAUGUGGAGCUCUGUGAGCACUCUGAGACAGAUUGCUCAAAGCUACUCCAGUUUAGUGACAGGUUGUCCUCAGCCAACCUUCAGCAUGGCCCCUGUGGUCUACCCAGUCCCCUUCUCCUCACCACAUCUGCUCCCUUUACUCAGCUCCUGCUUCCGUUCACCAGCUCAACAGACGCUCCACACCCCUGACCCGCAUGGUGCGACUGCAAUGGGCAGAACUCUGGGGCAAUGUUUGCUAACACGAGAGAAACCCAGUCGCAGAGCCUUAACAGGGGCCCACCAGAACAAUGAGCUCAGAGAGGAGGCCCAACCCAGCAGGAGGGUGAACAAGUGCCCACGGUGUCGUGCCGUUUCUCCCUCUUCAGGGGGAACCUUUCCAGGUGGGGGGUUAGCGCUGUGCAGCUUCUGCCUGAAAGCAGAAAGGCAGUCCAAAGGACUCAAGUCCCAGCAUGGGGAGAAGCCACACCGGUGCCAACACUGUCCCAAGAGAUUCAGCCUCAAGCAUCAACUGGACACACACCACCGAAUUCACACAGGUGAGAAGCCCUUCGAGUGCCGUCUCUGCGGUCAGCGGUCUCGAGACUACUCCGCCAUGAUCAAACACCUGAGGACCCACGGCGGGGCCUCGCCGUACCAGUGCACGGUCUGCUCCGAGUUCUGCAGCAGCCUGGUGGCCAUGCAGAGACACAUCAAGAGCCACAGCGCGCACGACUUCCCGCCGGACUGGCACAUCAACAGCACCUACUUGUACAAAUCACACAACUGAGCGCACAACGCUGGCGCAGAAAGGGGUUUCUAGCGCCCUCGCGUGGCAGCCUGGAGGAACACAAACAAUAGGAGCUCAAGCGCUUGUGUUGAAACAUCUGAACAUCUUUAUUAAGCAAAUAACAUUAUAAAUAAAAAAAAGUGCAUAGAAAAAUUAAACAGGUUUAGAAAUACGUAUACAAAUAUUUACAAACUCAGGGUUUAUUUGUACAUAGUAACAAAGACGGCAUUUAAAGAUCACAUAUUUUCUUAUUUUUGUCUUUUACAUGUAUUUUAAAAUAACCCUACUAUAUAAUUAUAUAUAUACUUUUUUUAUUUAUAGAAGUGUACAUAUCUUUUCGAACAGACUCUGGGAAAGAUGGUUUUGAUAAGUUUAGGUUUUGACUAAUGCUUUGCAUUCUUCAUCACUUACAAACAUAAAAUGUUACAAACUGACACAGAAACUCACAAGCGUUGAACAACAUUAAAACCAAAACUCUUAAAUUAUCAACCUCCGUUUGCAUCAGUUUCCCCAAACAUCUGUCUUAACAGCUGAGGUAGAAUCCUUGGAGUUGCGAGAAACUCUGCUCGUGUGUUUUGCCAGUUUGAUUGAGACGGGUUAUUCUGGGCUCCGUCACCGUUAGACAUGCAAAAUGGACCGAUCGGUCUAAAACAGCCCGAGCCUUUAUCGCGGGGGCAGUGGGGGCGGGGCAAAUGAAGAUGAGCUUCGGGAGUGCUCACUUUACUCCUGCGCCAGAUUCUACUGACAGUUAUCAACCACAACAACAAAACAUAAAAUAUAUAUAUAUAAGCAUAUAUAUUUACAUAUACAUAUAUCAGCAUAUAUAUAUAUGUACAUAUAUGUAUUUAAAACACCUGCCUGGGAACAACUCAAAUCACAACAAAACUCCCCCAAAUGAAAAUUCAAGUACAAUAGCGAAAACAAGGACAUCGAUUGUAAACGAAAACAGAACGACAACUGGGGGAGAUGUCCAAAUUCACUCAACCACCACCAUUUACACAAACCACGACCUUUGAACUUUAAAAGUAGAAACCAAAAAAAAGAAUAAAUAUAGCUUCAAAUUUGAACAGUGUGAUUUGGAUUAACAACGACGACAACACUGCACACAUCAACUUAGAACAUUUUAAGGUGCCGUGUGGAUUUUUGCCCCGAUCUAAUGCAGACUACAGUCUGUGCACUUAAAAAAAACAAGCCUGGUGCAGGAGCGAAACACAAACACGCACACAAACACACACACUCACAGACACACACACACACUCAGUGGCAAUGCUUUAUACCAGUGCACUUCUAGAUUUGGAGAAUAAAACGUAGCAGAUUCAAAGCGAAAACGUCUGUCGAUUUAAAAGGAUAUCAAUGCUCCGCUUAUGGUAUUAUUGGGAUGAAUGGACUUCUUG
Molecule: messenger RNA, 2852 nt
Organism: Synchiropus splendidus (mandarinfish)
Lineage: Eukaryota; Metazoa; Chordata; Actinopteri; Syngnathiformes; Callionymidae
Gene: zbtb32
Product: zinc finger and BTB domain containing 32
Exons: 5
Coding region: 103-1458 (451 amino acids)
Biological process (GO): regulation of transcription by RNA polymerase II
Cellular component (GO): nucleus
Molecular function (GO): RNA polymerase II cis-regulatory region sequence-specific DNA binding; protein binding; DNA-binding transcription factor activity, RNA polymerase II-specific
Source: RefSeq, a predicted model, not a curated record